Molecule: messenger RNA, 5348 nt
Organism: Solenopsis invicta (red fire ant)
Lineage: Eukaryota; Metazoa; Arthropoda; Insecta; Hymenoptera; Formicidae
Gene: yki
Product: transcriptional coactivator YAP1
Exons: 7
Coding region: 360-1922 (520 amino acids)
Biological process (GO): positive regulation of transcription by RNA polymerase II; hippo signaling
Cellular component (GO): cytoplasm; nucleus
Molecular function (GO): protein binding; transcription coactivator activity
Source: RefSeq, a predicted model, not a curated record
GGAACCGCGUACAGGUGGAAGAGAGGGAGCGCCGCGCAGUGAUCCUAUGGGAAUGAGACGGCCGUAGAGAAGGAAAGGGAGAGGGGGUGAUCUCCGCUACGUCGUGUACGCGCACGUACGUACGCGGAUACGCGUAUACAACAUAGGUGCGCGGCGCGCCGCCGUGUCGAGUCGAAGCGCGGCGCGGAAGCGGAGAGAAGAACGCGCGGGUAAGACGCGAGCGGAAAGGGCGACGUGAGAGUCGGAGGAGGAGGAGGAGGACGUGUGUGGAGGAGAGCUACAACAACUCGGAGGCGGAGGAGGAAGAGAGUGAACGCGAACGCGAACGCACGAGUGAGCGCAAACGAGUGUGAUCCAAAAUGGCGCUGAAUCAAGACGUGGUGGACCAGUUGUCCAAGAGUAAUCCCGUCGUCAGGGUCGACCAGAAUUCCGAGUCCGAUCUCCAGGCGCUCUUCGACACCGUCCUGAAGCCCGACUCGAAGCGGCCGCUGCAGGUGCCGCUGCGCAUGCGCAACCUGCCAGAUUCCUUCUUCAAUCCGCCGUCGACCGGCAGCAAGAGUCCCUCGAUCUCUCACUCGCGCGAGAACUCUGCGGAUUCCGCGUUCGGCGUCGCCGUGACCGGCGGGACACCGAACGGCGGCGGCGGCGCCGGCGGCAGCGGCGGUACACCUAGCGGCGGAGCGAGCGGCAGCGGAGGCGGUGGUGGAGGUGGCGGAGGUGGCGGUGGCGGUGGCGGCGGCGGCGGUGGUAAUGCCGCAGGUGUCACGGGUACCGGCAGCGGCAACGCGGGCGCCGGCGGCGGCGCGAACGGCACCGCGAACGCGAUCGCGGCGGCCGCCGCGGUGGCCGCCGCGGCCGGCCUCACCGUUUCGCAUCCCCGCGCUCACAGCAGCCCGGCCUCCCUCCAGCAGACGUAUGCCUCGGCACAACAAGCGCCGCAGCACGCGCCGCAACCGCACGCGCGUCAUCACCAUCAUCAGAAGCAGCGCAGCUACGACGUCAUCGCUCCAACGGUCGACGACCUGGGCCCGCUGCCGACAGGAUGGGAGCAGGCGCGCACCCAAGAGGGCCAGAUCUACUUCCUCAACCACGUAACACGCACCACGACAUGGGAGGACCCGCGGAAAACGGCCGCAGCAGCGAACGUGGCCGCGGUAGCCGCGGCAGUCGAGAGCAACAAAAACAACGCGCUCGGCCCACUACCUGACGGAUGGGAACAGGCACGCACACAGGAGGGUGAGGUCUAUUUUAUCAAUCAUCAAACUCGCACCACCUCCUGGUUUGAUCCGCGAAUCCAUAUCAUUUAUUCAGCAUCGCACCUCCAAAGAACUCCGGCGGCUGGCGUGAUGCUGCCGCAAAACUGGCAACUUCAGCAACCUACCGGUAUUCAAAGCAACCAGAGUCUGCAGGCUUGCCAGCAAAAGAUACGUCUUCAAUCGUUACAGAUGGAAUGUGAACGUCUGAAGCAGCGGCGACAGGAAAUAAUCCGCCAGGUUAGCAUGCAAGAGAUGAUGCUGCAGCAAAGCAGAACAGACGCUGCCAUGGAUCCGUUCCUCCCGUCAGGCAUUAGCGAGCACGCGCGCACGGAGAGCGCCGACAGCGGCCUGGGACUCGGUUCUGCAUAUCCCCUGCCUCAAACCUCCGAUGAUUUCCUCAACAUAGACGAAAACAUGGACGGUACGAGCGAAAGGCACUGUUCGUUGAAUGAUCUUACGAAACGAUUAUACCGAAGCCAUAAAUACAUAAACGGAGCGCCGAUGGAAACGCCGGAUCUCUCUUUGAGUGACAACAUCGAUGCGACGGAUGAUCUCCUGCCAUCGCUUCAGCUGAACGAGGAGUUCAGCACCGAUAUUUUGGACGACGUGCAGUCACUCAUAAAUCCUAACACAACCAAGCCGGAGAACGUGCUGACUUGGCUAUAGGAUUAGAAGUGAUACUGCGGUGGAUGUCGGCCUAUUUAAAAAGAUAGGUAUUCAGGUUCUUGAAGUGGAAACUUUAUCUAAAUCUAGAUAUUAAUCUGCGAGGUCAUUUAAUUACGUCGAUGUUGCUCAGUAUGAGCAGCAUUGAUUUUAAUACUUUUAAUUAAUAAUCCACAUUUCUAUUAUUUUAUAAAAAUCUGUGGAUUAGAUUAUACUAGACUAGGAUUAAGUUUUUACUUUGAACCUAAACACCUAUUUUUUUAUUUCUUUCUAUUUGAAUUUUUGCGGGAAUACAUUACUGAUUAUUAUGGUAACAAUUAGGAUAUUAUUGGGAUAUAUUUUAUUACGUAUUUUUUAUUUCAAAUUUCUUAUAACGAGCAGGAUGAUAAGAAUUAAGCCUGAAUUUUUUGUAUGUCUACACUUUGAGAAGUGUUAGACAGCUUAAAGAAAGAAUUUGCUUAUCAAGUGGAAGUUUAUCCGUACUUUGUAUACAUUAUAAGAAAUUUUGAAUGGAAAAAUAUUUUCUUGUGAUUGAAAAACAAUCAAAAUCAAAGAUAAAUUCAAUGUAACAUUAUAACAUAUCGCAUUUCUCUGGUGAGGAUGAAAAUCCAAAUAGAAAGAUGUUUAUAUUUCAUUAUAUGCCGUCUGGAAAAAAGAAAGAGAGAAGAAGGAAAUGUAGGACUACAUGCUUUAUCAAGCACAUUAAACAAAACUGUCGAUAUCUAAUCCUUUAUUUUCUUCUUCAUUUCUCUUUCUUCGUUAAACAAUAUUAUAUUUUAUACGUGCAACGAAAAUUUCUAUUCCGUAUUCAUAUUCGUUAAACUUGACAAUCUUGUAAAAUCGUGAUUUUUGUUGCAUAUGAUGGUAUCAAGAGAUCGUUCAGUGUUUAUGUUCCCAACUUGUAAUUGUAUUUUCUCACGGUUUUUGCACGCAGAACGCGUAUUAGUUGUAAAAGUUAAUAUAGAAAAACUAAGAGAAUGAAUUAUGGAAAAUUUUAAACAAAUUUGAAUGUGCCUAAUACGAAAAUAUUCCAUUAUUUCAACUUUUAUGUUAUUUUCUAAUGCGAGUCUAUUUGUUUGCACGUUUUUACGCGAGAUUUGCUAUUCUUAACUUGGGUGCAUGUAACUGAAAAUUGUUAUCGUUACAAAUGUUAUCAAUUAUAGCAUUAUUAUAUGCUAUAAUUGACUCUUUAAUUCUUGAAUUCUUGAUACUAAUAUAGUUAUAUUAUAGGUAUGGUGGUAUAAUGGGAAUGUAAAUUAGAAUUCUGACGAACUUCUUCCUUGUAUCGCUUUCUCGAACAUCGUCGAUCUUCGAAGUCUUACGGAGCAAUAAUAUUUACUGGACGAAGAUCGAAGAGUUUUUAAUACAGAAGCAUACAGACGCGUUUAUCAAUACUUCGAAUAUGACAUACGGAAUUGUAUAAUGUUUAAUCCUCUUUAAAUCGCGGGAUACAGACGUGUAUUGAAAACACAUUAUGUCUACGAGCCCGUUUAUAGUGUAAUUUUUUACGAACGAUAUACUUCACAGCAGAGUGCCUUCUCUUUAUAAUCAAUUAAUACGACCACUCAUUACUCAUCGUUUUUUUUGCUGCAUUAACCGUCCAUAUGAAACACAUGAAUGUAGUUAUUGAAAGCGAGCGACGUAUUUUAGACCGCCGGCUGAGUAUUUCUGCCGUGGGUAAAAUGAGAAUAUAUAUUUUUUUUAUAUGUAAAGUCUAUACUCUUGUUACAAAUUGCAAUUAUAUGGAUAUUUUUGAGAAGAAAACUGUUAGUGUAAACUUGUCACUUGCAUUUUAUACUAUCAUAUAAUUAUAUAAUGAAACUUGCUAGAGUGAGAGAAACAUCUGAUGUUUAUAAAGAUAUCUGUGUAUCUUUUAUCUAUAAGAAUUUACGCGUGUUACGUCUCUAACGAGAAACAUUAAAGUGACGCAAACGAAAAGAGGCCGGUAACAUUGAAUUUUUUGUUAACGCAUUAAUUCAUGGCCUAUUUAUCGGAAGUCAUCUUUAACAUAUGUUUCCGGUAAAGAAGAUAAUGCGUUUAUGCAAUAAGUGGCAGCUGAAAUAUAUGGAAAGAAAUUUACGUGACUAUUUCUAUUACUUGACAAGUAAUAAUAUUUAUAUUGAUCAUGUAAUUAAUAUUGACGUAAUUGAAUAAUAUUUGUAUUCAAUAUUUAUUAUUCAUCGAAUAUUAUAUAUAAUAUUCAAUGGAUACCAUCUAUAAAUAAUGGAAAUAAAAACUACACGAAAAGUUUUCAUCGAAUAUAAAUAUUAAAGUAAUAUUUAGAGUAAUAUUAGAGUCAUGAAUAUUAGAAUUGUAUUACUCUAAUAUUACAUUAAGUAAUGUGUACUUUAAUAUUAGCACGCUUGCCAUGGAAUCGAAAUAGUCACGAAAACUUCUUAACGUUUUGUAUAUUAAGGACAUCGACAAUCUUAUCAUGUAAAACUUUUUGUAAUAUCGACUCUCCUGCCUUUUCCUGUAUCUGGGAAAAGCCUUGGAGAAAUUUGUAUUUCGUUAUUCGCACGCUCCUGCGUUAAUGUUUCUUUCAUUCAACUGGUUGGCCGUGCGAAUGCCGAAUUCUCGAUCUUGAUUUUUUUUUUAAAUAGUGAAGUAAGAACGAUCGUGUAAACGUUGAUUUGACAUUUGUGUCAUUCACUGUAUUUUUGGACUGACACUCUGGAAGGCGGGACGUCGUACGUCGAACACGGUGUGAGAACGUGCUCUUUCUUAUUUUACGUACACAAGUUUGAUCAUCUCACGAUUGAUUGUAUUCAAAAUACUUUUAAUGCCAUUUUUAAUAGACGGAUUAAAAAAGAUACGCGUUUUGAAUUUUAUUCAGUUUCGAGUUUCUCUUUUUUAUUCGUUUUCUCUUAUCUCAAAAUUUCAAUUUUAUUCAGUCGCUUUUAGUUUUAUUUUAUACGUGUUUGCUCUGCUACACGAUUUACGGCGACGUCCCUUUCCGAUCGACGUUACCGUCGAAAUCGGUAGCGUUUCUCGGUGUCACGAUCCGACAGUCUUCCAGGAACGUCAUACGAAUCAAGCGCGUUUAAUGUAUUAUUUUAAUUGCAAUUUAACGAUUAAUAUUUACCAUACUGUAUCUUGCUUUUAGUCUAAACUCAGUGUAGAUUAUGUUCUGGGGAGUAUAUUGCGACACAGAAACUUACAUAAGUGCCUUCAUGUCGAAAGCGUUCGAGACGAGAAUAUGAGUUCUACGAUCUGCCUUGAUAUGCGUAGGAUAGAUUUUUAGAUCAAGAACUCCCCGCUUAGGCUACGCAUUCGCCUCCAUAAUAUCUGAGAUUAUACACAAAAAGCAAUUAGUUGUUUAAUGUCAGUAUUUAAAUAUGCUCAUUGGCAAAUAUUUGUGAAAUACAUUUUUAUAUUGAUAACAAGUGCCUUAGUAAUAAUGAUAACAAUAAAUAUUAUUUACUUACG